This is a messenger RNA of Thyridium curvatum, 1641 nucleotides long. RefSeq lists its product as uncharacterized. The transcript has 2 exons. The record is from RefSeq and is a predicted model, not a curated record. Bases 1 to 1641 code for a protein of 546 amino acids. NCBI's taxonomy places the organism in Eukaryota, Fungi, Ascomycota, Sordariomycetes, Thyridiales, Thyridiaceae.
AUGGCCAAUGCUGAUAAAGAGAAUGGCACCUUAUUGGCCCGCCAGAUGCGGCGCUUCCUCGCAGAGUAUCCUGAUCACAAAGUCUUCGCCAAAGUACCAGACAGCGCCAAAAAAAUCAUAUUACAGCUAGGAAACCCAGAGUUCUAUCGUGAUGAGGCGGAGAAAGUGGUAAAGUACCCAGUGGAUUUCGGACGCCAAAGAACACUGGAAUCGCAAUAUAAGAAGCUUCAAGAAGAUUAUCCCGAGCUACCAGAUCUAUUAGAAAGAGCACCAGCGCCGGCCGCUCCUGCUCCGGCGGCUACUCCGGCCACUCCAGCUCCGGCAGCACCAGCCCCGGCCACUCCAGCCCCGGCCGCUCCAGCCCCGGCCGCUCCAGCCCCGGCCGCUCCUGCUCCGGCGGCUACUCCGGCCACUCCAGCUCCGGCAGCACCAGCCCCGGCCACUCCAGCUCCGGCCGCUCCAGCCCCGGCCGCUCCAGCCCCGGCCGCUCCUGCUCCGGCGGCUACUCCGGCCACUCCAGCCCCGGCAGCACCAGCUCCGGCUCCAGCUCCAGCUCCGGCUCCGAUACCUACGGAGCCUAGAGCUGGUACUAAUAGUAGCUGGAGCACUAGUAAUCAAAGCUUCAGAGACACUAUCCCCAGUACUAGCGGUCAUGGUAGCCAUGACACUCCCUGGCCAAAAGUUAAGGCUGUAUUUGGCGACGAUACCGAUCACCCCUUGGCCACAAUUGUGGAAGAAUGUCGAGAAAAUGUCAAUGACUGCGACUUUGCCGAUGUCAAAUUUUAUCUUGAAUAUAUCUUGAGGAGGGACCAGUCUUACGGUCUUAUGGAUUUGACCACCCUUGCCUUGGAAUUCAUCGAUGAAUGUCCUAACUUGCAAGCACGGCUAUCGAAGGAUUUAACUGAGAAUGACCCUCAGCUCAGACGUACCUAUGAUGCAUACUGGCGCCGAAUUUCAGCACCGUUUGGCCGGAGUGAAAAGAAAAGACAAGCCUGGGCUCACAAGCCACAAAGUUAUAGGGAUGAGAUAUUGGCGAAGCUUCCCCCAGCUGAGGAGAGCUGGGACAAGAUCAUGCUCCACCGUGACCCUGACACCAAACGUCGCUGCGAUCCAGUUACAAACCAACCAAUCAUUGGUAGAAUCACUGCUUCCGUGGCUGGGUAUCUCGACGUCUGCCUGCCAAGUCUGAAGGCGGAUGCAAGAGGUGUCCCGAACAAUGAGGAAAGACACUGUCUGGUAAAAGCAACAGAUUACCCAGUUGAAACACAGAGAUUCGAAAACACUGCAAGGGGCCGGGCCCUCACGAUGAAGCCACAGAAGGCUGGCAGUCUAAAGAAUCGCCACAAAAAGGAUAUUAAGAUUCUCAACUAUUCAUCUGCUGACAAAUACUCGGGUCAGUACCCAAGGAUCUAUUUUUUUGGGAUCGACAAAAAGGACAAAAGUACUGUCAGGGCUUAUGUCAGGUCACUAUACUGUUCAGAAUUCAAAGACGGACUUGAAGAUUUCAAUCAUCAGAGGAAGAAGUGCGGUCAAGCACCUAUUAGAAAGAGAGAAAUACGACGUAUGGUCCAGUACUCUGAAGACACUGACUCCGGUUCCGACUCUGCUUCCGACUUCGACUCCGACGAAGAGGUGGACUAG